This is a messenger RNA of Cuscuta epithymum, 2076 nucleotides long. The record is from the annotation of a GenBank genome assembly. Lineage: Eukaryota; Viridiplantae; Streptophyta; Magnoliopsida; Solanales; Convolvulaceae.
UAAUAAUUAAAGAAAAUGGACAAAAACGCAUACUCUGGUAUUUCCUUUCCCCCUCCCUUAAUUAACCAUCGUUCUCAUCGCAGCUUUUUGUAUCGUCAUCACAAAUUAAAACAAAACUGACGUUACGGCGGAUUUGUUUCCUUAAUUUCUUAAUUAGAUCCGCACCCCUCAUGAAAUCUUAAUACGCCAUUAGGAACAUUAAUAAUUAAUGCAGUAAUUCCUUCCGAGGUAGAAGGAAUCACAUGGAGAAUCCGAUCGCCGCCACCGCAAGGUCGUGCCGCAACAAGUUUUGGUUCGUAUUCUUUUCUGUCAUGUUCCUGUUUUGGUACCUAUUGAUCUACGGCCUCGAUUGGUUUUCUUUUCCUGGAACCUCAUUUUUGUUCAAACAAUCAUCCAUUCCAUUUGCCCUGGAUCCAAAUGCCACAAACCCGAAAAACUCGGAGUUGAUGAAAGCAAUAAUCUCCAAACAAGAUGAUGAAUCUGUAAUGCAGGAUUCAUGUUCAGGGAGAUAUAUUUAUGUGUACGAUUUGCCCAGUAGAUUCAAUGAUGAUCUGAUUAGAGAAUGCAAAUUGUUGAGUAAUUGGGUCGAUAUGUGUGAUUAUUUGGUUAAUAUGGGGUUUGGUCAUGAUCUUGGGAACCCCCAUAGGAUUUUCCAAGACAAAGGAUGGUUUUCCACAAACCAAUUCUCGCUAGAGCCCAUUUUCCAUGCCCGAAUCAAGCGUUACGAGUGUUUAACGAACGACCCCCGCAGUAGCGGCUGCCGUCUUCGUCCCGUACUAUGCGGGUCUGGACGUCGGCCGCUACUUGUGGGGCGGUUUCAACACCUCGGUCCGUGAUUCGGGCGCUCGGGCCCUCGCCAAAUGGCUCAGGGGAAGGCCCGAGUGGAAUGUCAUGGGCGGGAAGGACCACUUCAUGGUUGCGGGCCGGGAUAACGUGGGACUUCCGGCGGUUAGACGACGACGAUUCCUCGUGGGGGAACAAGUUGAUGUUGUUGCCGGAGUUUCAGAACAUGUCAGUGUUGACCAUCGAGUCAAGUCCUUGGAGCAAGAACGACUUCGCCGUCCCCUACCCGUCGUACUUCCACCCCUCCACCGACGACCAAGUUUUCCGGUGGCAGAGCAGGAUGCGCCGGCUACGGCGGCGCACUCUGUUCUCGUUCGCCGGAGCUCCGAGACCCAACAUGGAAGAGUCCAUCCGGGGUCAGAUCAUCCGGCAGUGUCUCCGAUCAACCAAAGGGAGGUGCAAGCUCUUGGAAUGCCGGCCGGAAACCAAGAAAUGCGACAAUCCAUAUAACCUCAUGAAGAUGUUUCAGAGCUCUGUUUUCUGCUUAGAACCUCCGGGGGAUUCGUUCACGAGAAGGUCAACGUUUGACUCGAUUCUGGCGGGCUGUAUCCCGGUGUUCUUUACUCCGGCGUCGGCUUACGUGCAGUAUAUAUGGCACUUGCCGAGAAACCACACCAGAUACUCUGUUCUGAUACCGGAAAAUGACGUCAGAGAGAAUAAGGUGAGCAUCGAGAGGAUUCUGUCUGAGAUUCCGAAAUCUCGGGUUGCUGAAAUGAGAGAGGAGGUGAUCCGGCUGAUUCCCAGAGUGGUUUAUGCGGAUCCAGGAGGAAGAUUGGAGAGGUUUAAGGAUGCUUUUGAUUUGACGGUGGAAGGAGUGAUAAACAGAGUGGGAAAGCUGAGGAAGGAGAUGAAAGAGGGGAAGGGGGAAUCAGGUUUUGAUUUUGAGGAAGAGAACAGUUGGAAGUAUUAUACGUUUGAGACGUUAGAGAAGCAUGAAUGGGAUCAAUUUUUUAGAAGAUCAAUGACUCAAUGAAAUAGUGGGAUUUUUAUUCCUUUUGUAGAAAAUGUUUACUUACUUGUACACGAUAUUAAUUUUACCACUUGAAUAUGUAUAUAUAUAGAACUCUUCUUGUCAAGCUGGCCUGACGGGAAUCUCCGUCCAGCCGAGCCCGUUUGGGCACUUUCCCGGUGAAUUUUUUGAUGAAGUUUUUUUGAGCAUGUUUUUCAUCUAGUCUAGUUUAUCCAUACCAUUCAACUAAAAAUUCAAUCGGGAAGACACUCAAAUCAUUUUUU